Paramormyrops kingsleyae is the source of this 2642-nucleotide messenger RNA. It is a transcript of the gene c7h2orf42, whose product is annotated as chromosome 7 C2orf42 homolog. Gene Ontology annotation, cellular component: nucleus. The record is from RefSeq and is a predicted model, not a curated record. NCBI's taxonomy places the organism in Eukaryota, Metazoa, Chordata, Actinopteri, Osteoglossiformes, Mormyridae.
GUGAUCGGUGGAUAAUCCAACCCCGUGGCUCGUUACAACUGCAAAGCGAAGUCGCGUUUGUAAGAAGCAAUGGCGACGGUCUAGAGGAAGAAGGCAGCAUUUCAAAGCUAAAAUCGACCAUACAGCGGCAGGACGUUCGGUGUUGAAAUUCAGGCAGGUGUUCAGACUAUCUUCCAAUGGAAAGUGCCCUGGUGGAAUCUGGCAUGGUGAUGGCCCCCACGGCAGCACAGAGUUCAGCCCCCCUCAGUCUGGGCACGAAGUCACGGGACAGAAGGAAGACCCCCGCUUUCCUGUCAAACCUGGGCAAAGCCACCCUGCGUGGGAUUCGCAGAUGCCCCCGAUGCGGGGUCUAUAACGGCACCCGCGGCCUGAGCUGCAAAAACAAGGCAUGUGGGGUGGUCUUCCGCGACGGUGCGGCGGGGGCAGGUGGCAGGACAGGGCCGAAGAAAGGGGGCGGCGAGGUGGUGCGGCUGGUAAUAAAUGGGGAUGGCGGGGAAGGGGGGGCAGCGGUGACUCAGGUAUUCUCCCUGCGUCAGCGAGGGAGGGGCGCGGAGCAGCGCGGUUUCGUGGAGCUGACCGUGACAGACACGGCCAUCGCCACGGCGGACGGCACCGUGCUCACGCGCAUCAGCCUCGGCCGCUGCUUUGUGCCGGCGUGCUUGCGGGGGCAGAGCCAGGGUCAGGGACAGGCGCUGAGCCCGGAGCAGGCUGCCGGCACGGGACAAGGGCCGGACCCCCAGCAACAGCAGCCCGAGAGCCCCUGCGUACACGUGAAGCGCGCCAUGGAGUGCCAGACGGACGCCACCCCCCUCCCGCUGAAGAGCUCGGUGCUGGACUCCAUGCAGGCCCCUGUGUGGGCCAAGGAGGAGGUGUGGCAGCUGGCCACCGAGUCGCCGAGCCCCCUGGUCCAGCGUGUGUCCCGUGGCACGUUGGUGGUUAAGUGCCACGUCAGCGAGCAGCACCCACUCGGGCUCCUGCACGUCACUCUGGGUUCCACGCCGGGGGCCACGAAGGCAGAUCUCCCUCUCUGCGAGAGGUCGGCGGCAGACUUCCACUGUGCCUGUCAAGCUGUACACCCAAGGAGAGGAUUUGGGGUUCGGGCGAACGAGGAGCAGGAGGGCCAACUGCCUCCCAAGCCCCCUGCACCUCCUGCUUCCUCCUCCUCCACCUCCUCCUCAGCCCAGGAACCCUGCCUCCACUUCUACGCAUGCGUGUGCGCCAUCGCCAGCGAUGACAAGCUGGCGUCUGAGUUCGCCGACUUCCUUGGCUGUAGCUACAAUGGUGGGCAGGCGAGCGCUGACUGCCCUGUCCUCAGUGCACCUAAUCCCCUGCGGCCAGCCAAGCCUGGCGCCCCCAACAGGGCUAAGAGGGUGAGAAUCAACGAGACCCUCACAGGUGUCCGAGAGACCCAUUUUCCCAGCAACCUGCGCAGACCCACUCAGAGGAAACAUCCCAUUUCUGCCGUUCUCAAGAGCACCGGAGGCAGCCAGCUUGUGGACGAGGGCCAUGUCUCCCUCUCCUUCCAGCAGUGGCUUGCCAGCGUCACCGAGAGGAUCCACCAGACCAUGCACUUCCAGUUUGACGGAAAGCCAGAGCCGCUGGUGUUCCACAUUCCCCAAGCUUUCUUCAACGCCUUGCAGCAGAGGCUCUCGCUGGGCUCCAAGAAGAGGAGGCUGCCCAACUCCACCACGGCCUUCGUGCGGAGCGAUGCCCUCCCCCUGGGCACCUUCUCCAAGUACACCUGGCACAUCACCAACCUACUGCACGUCAAACGGAUAUUCGACACGCCCGAGCUGCCUCUGGAGCUCACACAGAGUUUUGUGAAGAACCGCGAUGGCUCUUAUUCGCCUUUCCGCUGUCCGGAAGUGCCGCCUGAGCCCGUGGCUGAUGGUCAUGGUCGAUCUGAGCGACCGCAGGCAAUCCGACCGCUGGAGCUUCGCACCUUCCUGAUAGUAGGGACUUCGACACCAGAACAGAAGGGACCCACUCCCUUUGUGAUCGAGUGGAUUCCGGACAUCUUGCCCCAGUCGCGGGUUGGUGAACUGCGGAUCCACUUCGAAUAUGGGCACCAGCAUGGCACGCAGCCAGAGUCCGCUGGGAGUCCUGGGGCAGGCGGGGCCCCCAGGGGGCGGGCCGGUCCUGACGCCAGCCAGUCGCAGCCUGCGCCGACCAUCGAGAUCUUACGCGUCGUCGUCCCGUGACGGACUCUUUACAUGAUGAUUAGGGGAUGAACUCUUUUUUUUAAUGACCCAGAAGCUGGCAUGUUGUGUGUGUUUAGUGAGGAGCAUCUCAGACUCACCAGCUGUUGUCAUGGUGACGGCACACACCGAGAGCUGUGCUUCGGUUUGAUUUCCUAGAUGGUUUGUGUGUGAACUUUUAUGUGCUUUAAGUGUUCCUCCAGUAAUCUGAAUCACUCCAGUGCUGCUGAGUGUUGAAACGAUUGCCAUGUUUCUAUGAAAUGAGUUUCGCACUGGGGGAACUGGAGCAGAAGUGUUUUAACGGGCCGUCAUAUGGGUUGGUACUCACUGCUGUGGUUGACCGGCUCCCAGGAGAUGCUGCCGCUACCUCGACAUACCUGCAGCGCCCCUAGUGUUCACAACCAAAGAAUAAAGGUGAGAAUUUUGCCAAAUUCCAGCAUAAAA